Messenger RNA from Boeremia exigua, 2569 nucleotides. Its product is annotated as ankyrin repeat-containing domain protein. Gene Ontology annotation, cellular component: synapse; axon initial segment; membrane. NCBI's taxonomy places the organism in Eukaryota, Fungi, Ascomycota, Dothideomycetes, Pleosporales, Didymellaceae. Gene Ontology annotation, molecular function: transmembrane transporter binding. Gene Ontology annotation, biological process: negative regulation of delayed rectifier potassium channel activity; neuronal action potential. The transcript is spliced from 2 exons. The coding region runs from base 285 to 2486 and encodes 733 amino acids. The record is from RefSeq and is a predicted model, not a curated record.
CGAGGCAAGCAAAGCGACACUGAAAGAUAUCUUAGACAGCUAUCCUCGAAGCACCUUGGUUCUUGACGGCUUGGACGAGUGUGACGAAGAUACAAGAAGGCGUUUUUUUCGCAUUCAUCAAAUUUCUCAUUCUGGAAAGCAACCGUCCACUGAAAGUCUUUAUUGCUAGUCGUCCGGAAUAUGAUAUUCAGGGCCAUCUGAAAUCUUUUCAAAAUUCACGGACACUCAUCAACAUCAGCACGUCUGAUAACAAGGGUGACAUUGAGAAAUUUGUUGUUGAUGAGAUGAACAAACACUCUGUCAACUGGGAAGAGGUCGGAACUGAAACGCAAAUGCAUGUAAAACGAACUCUUGUUGACAAGAGUGACGGGAUGUUCAGGUGGACAUAUCUGCAAUGGGAACAGCUCAAAAUCAUCAAGAGCGAGAAAUACAUCAAAGCAAGACUUGACAAACUCCCGAAAACUCUUUCAGAAGCGUAUCAGGAGAUUCUAGAUGGUUGCGAUCCAGAUUCUCCCAAUCUGAGGAUGCUUCAACGGGCCGUCAGAUGGGUCAUGUGUGCCCGCGAGCCGUUGAACAGUCGCGUACUACUUUCAGCCCUCAAAGCAGAAAGUGAGAGUCGUGAUGGUGCAGACUGUUUUGAGCAGUCGGAUCUCACCGAGCGAAAGCUGGAAGAUGCCUGUCGGCAUUUGGUUGUAAAGGAUCCGGAGCUUGGUGUCUGGAAAUUUCCACAUGCAUCAGUCCUUGACUAUUUCAAAGGCGAGAAGUUUGAGUGGAUCAGCAACGCCCCAGCGCAACUGACAGUAUUCAUGAUAAACUGUUUGAAGAGUUGCUGCUCGAAUUAUCCCUCGAAGUGGCCGCCACAACAUAUCGAAGACGACGUGAUGGCAAUAUACAAGUGGUAUCAUUACGAUCGUUUGCAUAUGGAAGAUCCUCUGGAUCCUCCACACCCGCUUCAAAAAUAUAUUCUGUUGAACUGGGUAGAGCACACUCGCGGGUUUUCCAGCCAUGACGCCAAGACCACAGGCGUGGAUCAAGCUUUGCAGCAAUUCUUCGGCGAGCCAGGACCUCAGCGAUCCUCCAAAGAAUAUCGAGUAUUCGUUCAGAUGGUCACUUCGCACUGGCGCUUCUAUGACUUAUUGUGGUCCGAAAUUGGACCAGUAGACAACAAUGUCUUUGGAACCAUAGCGCUCGGGCUACACAAAGCCCUGGCUGGGUGGUGGGACAAAAACCUUGACAUUCCUUCGCUAGUGAACGACGAUAACUCGGAUCUGCUAUCUAUUGCUGCUACUUACGGCCAGUCUGAGACCUGUCAACACCUACUAAACGCAGGGUGCGACAUACAGAGCGCUGUGUGUGCGUCCAUUCGUGGACACAAAAUCGACACCUUGAGGUUACUCCUACGGAGAGUUGCAAACCUGAAUAUUGCCAUCGAUGGGCACAGCUACCUUUGUUGCGCCUCAAGUUAUCGCUCUCUGAAAUGUCUCCAAUUGCUGUUGCAAUACGAGGCAGAUCCUGACUUGAGUUGCAACAAUGACUCCCAAGGAAAGGGUCGCUGUCAAUAUGGCAAUGCGCUAGUCAACGCUGCGUAUAGUGGGUACCUUGACGGGAUUCAAGCACUCGUCAAACAAAAAGCAGCAGUCAAUCCAAUAAACAUUGGAGGAGACUUCGGAAGUCCUCUUGCCGCUGCAGUCUAUGAAGGACAUCUGGAGUGUGCCCGCUUCCUCGUCGAGCAUGGAGCAGACAUUCACGCCAAUCUGGAAUCUGGAAAGUAUGGGAGCCCUUUGGUUGCUGCUCUCUGGGGCGAACAGCUGGAUUGUGCUCGUUUCCUGAUUCAACAAGGCGCUGAUGUUAAUGCCGCGAUACCAUGCAGAGGCUUUGGCAGUCCCUUAGCUGCUGCAAUCCACGCGGAUAAACACGAGUCCGCUGCCUUCGUCAUCGAAUAUGGCGCUGAUGUCAACGCGGACCUACGGUUUGGGGACUUCGGUAGUCCCCUAGGCGUUGCAGCAAGUACCGCGAACGAGAGGCUCAGUCGUCUCCUCCUGAACCACGGUGCAGAGCCUAACGCAAGCUUAAACUUCGGCAAGUUUGGCAGCCCAUUGGCAGCCGCUGUGGCAGAAGGGGAUCUGGGAUACGUUCGCUUUCUUGUCGAUUCUGGCGCUGAUGUUCAUGCAACUUUGAAAGUUGGAGAGUAUGGCAGUGCUUUAGCCGCUGCUGUUCUUGGCGAACACGAUGGGUCCCUUCACAUGAUCAAAUUCUUGGUCGAAGAAAACGAGGUGGAUCUCGCCCAGCUUGUCAAAGUACCACCUAGAAAACGGUAUAGGGGCACGUGUGAUUGUUAUCGUUGGAUAAGGUUAGGAGAGCGCUGUGCGGUAGCUGUGUAUCUUCUUCGAGAGCGCGGUCUCAACUUUGAGAUAUUAGCUUCUCUAGGGUUUAUUCGAGAAAGGUUAGGUUUAUCUAGGAGUAGUAGUAGUGGGAGUAGUACUUAGUAAUGGGCAUGUAAAACUAGCCAACCAACUAAACAAUCUCCUACACCACAAGAGUAUCCCUCGUCUUCCCCAGCCGACGAGAA